CAAGUGACAGCCACUCCACAUGGCUAGGGACACUGGGAUGGCCGGGAAGGUGGCGCUGCUCCUGUGGGGUGCCCAGACCACCCAGCUUCUCGUGGAGCCCCCCUGGAGGCCGGCGGUGCUGUGGGACCGGGUGACACUGACCUGCCAGAGUUCGAAGACCGCUGGUGUCACCACCUGGUACAAGGAUGGGGGGCGCUGGUGGCAGGAGAAACAGGACCACUUCACUGUCACCGAGAGUGGUACCUAUGAGUGUGACAGACCUGGCAGUGGGCGCAGUCCCCCCGUAACUGUCUCAAAUGCCCGACUGGUGCUGCAGAUGCCCGCGUGGGAGCUGCUGGAGGGGGACACGGUGACAUUGCGCUGCCGGCGCUGGGAGAACAUGUCGGUCACUGGGGUGCGAUUCUAUCACGGGGACAAGGAGGUGGGGAGGUCCCUCAAUGGGACCGAGCUGUCCCUGUCCCCUCUGCAGCUGCACCACAGUGGCCGCUACCGCUGCGGGGGCCGGGUGGGCUCCAAGGUGGCACCAUCGGCACUCUCAGCGCCAGUGACAGUGACAGUGCACGAGCUCUUCACAGUGCCGGUGCUAGAGGGUCCCCCUGAGCCCACAGUGGGGUCUCCCCUGACUCUCAGCUGCCUCAGCACCCCCAGCCCCCUGCGGCCCCGAGCCUCCCUCCUGCAUGUGUUCUACCGGGAUGGGCAGGUGUUGGGGGGCCCGCAGGUGUCCCCACAGCUGCUGGUGCCCGCCGUGGGGGUCUCCCACUCGGGGAAUUACAGCUGUGAGAUGCGCUCUGAGGGGGGGGCUGUGCGGAAGAGCAGCGCCCGGCUCCACGUCACGGCAUGCUUGCCCGUGUCCAAUGCCACCAUCACCCUCAGUCCCCUGUCACAUCAGGUGCGUGCAGGUGACCCCGUGACCCUGUGCUGCUCGGUGCAGGUGGGCUCAGCCCCUGUCACCUUCACGUGGCUGCACAAUGGGCAGGAGGUGGCCCGGGGUCCCCUCCUGGAGCUUGGAGCUGUUGAUGUGGGACAUUCGGGCAUCUACCAGUGCAUGGCCACCAACGAGCUGGGACAGGAUGGGCACCAGGCACUCAGCCCAGUGCUAGCCCUGGAGGUGACAACACAGGAGCAGGGCACAGCACUGGCUGCAGGGCUCAGUGGGUCCCUGCUGUUCCUGGUCCUGCUCCUGGCUGUCAUCGGGGGCUGUCACCAGUGGCACUGCCAAGCCCUCAGGAAGCAGCAAGAAAGGUGA
This is a messenger RNA of Serinus canaria (Common canary), 1246 nucleotides long. Its product is annotated as Fc receptor-like protein 4. Gene Ontology annotation, molecular function: transmembrane signaling receptor activity. The record is from RefSeq and is a predicted model, not a curated record. The transcript has 7 exons. Bases 20 to 1246 code for a protein of 408 amino acids. Gene Ontology annotation, biological process: cell surface receptor signaling pathway. NCBI's taxonomy places the organism in Eukaryota, Metazoa, Chordata, Aves, Passeriformes, Fringillidae.